Molecule: messenger RNA, 3767 nt
Organism: Vicia villosa (hairy vetch)
Lineage: Eukaryota; Viridiplantae; Streptophyta; Magnoliopsida; Fabales; Fabaceae
Product: putative pentatricopeptide repeat-containing protein At3g08820
Exons: 2
Coding region: 557-2590 (677 amino acids)
Biological process (GO): RNA modification
Molecular function (GO): RNA binding; protein binding; zinc ion binding
Source: RefSeq, a predicted model, not a curated record
GGAUAGGCAGUGUUUGUGUGGCAAUACCGGAGUAUAUCGUUUGUACUUUAGCGUUAUUCCGAUUUAACAACUUAAUUUAAUAAUUUACUUGCUUUUUCAUUUUCGUUUUCAAUUUCUCUCUCUGAAUCGAUCUUCACGGCCUCGCUUCUUUUCGAUCUCUCCCUCCACGAAAUUAGGGUUUACAGCAGCACCUCCUUCAGCUUGACCUAGAUUUCCCAGAUCCACCAACCUUCGUCUUCUUCUACCUCCCACAUGUUUUGGAAACUCGCAUCUCUUUCUGCUUCCUCUCCCGUGGGUUUUUCCUUCCUCUUUGCGCUUUUUUCACUUUAAUUCCGCUACUUCAGUUACUUUCCCGUUUUGAAUCUAUCUCAUUUAUUUUUCCAUUGCUUUCUAUGUUUUGUUCCUAAUUACCAAUUUAUGCGUUGUGUUUUUGGAUAAUUAUGCUAAUUUUGCUUAUUGCGUUAUGUGAUUAUCUGAUUAUCGCAAUUUCUGUUGUUUGGAUCGAUUUUACGUGUUUUAGGUUUUUUAAACUGUGUUAUACAACUGAUAGGCGAAAAUGGCCUUAGAGCUAAAGAAAUGGUGCUUAUCAGAAGGAUUGAAGUCCUUAAAGCAUGUAAAACUCGCUCACUGCCGCCUCCUCCGCCUCAACCUCCACCACGACAACUACCUCCUCAACACCAUCCUCCGCUCUUCCUUAAACUUCUCCAACACCCACUACCCAAUCUUAGUUUUCCAUAAAACAACCUUAAACCCAAACACCUUCCUUUACAACACCAUGAUUCGCGGCAUGGUUUCAAACGACCGUUUCCUUGAUGCUGUUCAGUUGUAUUCCUCAAUGCAUAAAGCUUCCCUCGUCCCUGAUAACUUUACUUUCCCUUUUGUCCUCAAAGCUUGUGCAAGACUCAACCUUUUUCAAUUGGGUCUGAGUGUUCAUUCUCUUGUGAUUAAAACUGGUUUUGAUUAUGAUGUUUUUGUGAAAACAAAUGUUGUUUGUUUUUACUCUAAAUGUGGAUUUUUAAGUGAUGCACGGAAGGUGUUUGAUGAUAUUGCUGAUAAAAAUGUUGUGUCUUGGACUGCUAUUAUUUGUGGGUGUAUUGAGUUUGGUCAGUUUAGGGAGGCUGUUGAUUUGUUUAGAGGGUUGUUGGAGACGGGGUUGAGACCGGAUGGUUUUGUUAUUGUUCGGGUUUUGCGGGCUUGUGCGCGGUUAGGGGAUUUGGAGAGUGGGAGGUGGAUAGAUAGGUGUAUGAGUGAGUGUGGUUUGUGUAAGAAUGUUUUUGUGGCUACCUCUUUGGUGGAUAUGUAUGCUAAGUGUGGGAGUAUGGAGGAAGCGCGUUUUGUGUUUGAUGGAAUGGUUGAGAAGGAUGUUGUUUGUUGGAGUGCUAUGAUUCAGGGUUAUGCAUACAAUGGGAUGCCAAGAGAGGCACUUGAGUUGUUCUUUGAAAUGAGGAAGGUUAAUGUGAGACCUGAUUGUUAUGCCAUGGUGGGAGUUCUCUCUGCAUGUGCGAGGUUGGGAGCGUUGGAGUUAGGAAAUUGGGCUAAGUGUUUGAUGGAUGAGGAGGAGUUUUUGUCUAACCCUGUGUUAGGUACUUCCUUGAUUGACUUGUAUGCAAAAUGUGGAAGUGUGGAGGAGGCAUUGAGGGUUUACAAAAUGAUGAAAGAGAAAGACCGUGUUGUCUUCAAUGCUGUUAUUUCUGGACUGUCUAUGUAUGGACAUUUUGGGGCUGCAUUUGGAGUUUUUGGGCAAAUGGGAAAGUAUGGAAUUCGACCGGACGAGAAUACUUUUGUUGGUUUGCUCUGUGCGUGUACCCAUGCUGGUCUGGUUGAUGAUGGUCGUCGUUAUUUUAACAGCAUGAGUCGUGUAUUUAAUGUGACUUCUACCAUUGAGCACUAUGGAUGCAUGGUGGAUCUCCUAGCCCGUGCUGGUUUGAUGGUUGAAGCACAUAAUUUGAUCAAGGGUAUGCCAAUGAAGCCUAAUGCUAUUGUUUGGGGGGCAUUGUUGGGUGGAUGUAGGUUACAUCGGGAAACCGAAUUGGCUGAACAUGUGCUGAAACAGCUCAUUGAGUUAGAACCAUGGAAUUCAGGACAUUAUGUUCUGUUGUCAAAUAUAUAUUCAGCAAGUCAUAGAUGGGACGAGGCAGAAAAAAUUAGGUCAACAUUGAAUGAUAAAGGGAUGCAAAAGUUACCAGGGUAUAGUUGGGUUGAAGUUGACGGGGCUGUUCAUGAAUUCCUUGUUGGAGACACUUCCCAUCCAUUAUCACAAAAGAUAUAUGAAAAGCUUGAAAGCUUAUUGAAGGACUUAAAAGAAGCUGGUUAUAAUCCAACCACCGAGUUUGUACUCUUCGAUGUAGAGGAAGAGGAGAAAGAGUACUUCCUUGGCUGUCAUAGUGAAAAAUUAGCUGUUGCAUUUGCACUGAUCAGUACCGGUGCCAAAGAUGUGAUUCGUGUUGUUAAAAAUCUUCGUGUUUGUGGCGAUUGUCACGAGGCAAUAAAACUCAUUUCAAAGGUUACAGGGAGAGAGAUAGUCAUUAGGGAUAAUAAUAGAUUCCAUUGUUUCAGUAACGGUGCAUGUUCUUGUCGGGAUUAUUGGUAAAACUUUGGUGUAUUUUGUAUUCUAAAGUUAAAAUUCAUAGUUCGCUUCACUUCAAAAGUUGUCAACCUUUAUGUAUAAUCGGGAGGGGAUGAAUUAAAUCUGUGACAUCUUGCACCUGCCUUGAAUAUAGUGGAGAUUGAAAAUAGUUUUGCUGCAUUUGGAUGGAGAAAUGGCCACUUAUUUAAUGCAUCUGCAUACCUAACUUCAUAAUUCAUCCCAUCCCUCAAUUUGAAGCAUCAGAAUGUGCCUAAAAUUGAACUGGGAGAGGUUUUGUUGUCUUUCAGAAUGCAAAUUUUCUCCAGGUCUGUAAUUGUAAGUGAGCACGUGAAUUACAUAUUUGCUCACUAUUUUUUCAUUCAGUAUGAACCUAAUUAGUUUGAUGAUGUGGAAAAACUUUGCAAUUGCAUGACAGACAUAUUAAUCGGGUGGAGAAUAUAAGCAUAGUUUUUGAGAUCCACUGUAUAUGCAACUUAGAUCAGUCAGCUAUUGGAGUUCUAGCAAGAACGGCACACAUUUUGUAGCAAGGUGUGUUUGUUAUCAAAACAACAAUGUUAUCAUCGGCGACAAGUAGUAUAACCAGGGAAGUUAGAAUUGAAAGAAGAAACAACUAUAAGAAUGGCAAAGACAGAUCGAACAAGGAUCGAAGAAUCAAUAAAGUGGUUGUUCACGGUGUGCACAAAGAGGUAUAUGGAAUUUGGAGAAUCUUUUGCGAGCAAAAGGUAUAUGGAAUUUGGUGGCUGAUGGCUAUACAGAGAAAGCAGAAGGAGCUGUUGCAUCUGACGCCCAACGCAAAAUCCUUGAGAAUCUCAAGAUGAAGCAUCAUCGGGUGAAACAUUGCCUAUUCUAGGCGAUUGAUGGAACUGUGUUGGAACGGAUCUUGGAUAGUCGAACAUUACCUAAUACAGGAGUUUCCGUUCACCUCUUGUAUUGUCUCUGAUGCACAGCCAGUACUUCUAGCAGUAAGCUGCUCAGAAGUUCUUAAUGGAUAAUUCCUGAGCUGGGUAUAUUUUUGAAUAAAUCAUUUCCCAAGUUUUUUGUAUAGCUUUUUUAAUACUAUAGUUGCAUUAAACUACUAGACAGACUGUAUUUCUUGAUCAUCUUUGAUUGCUUUUUUGUUCCUGUUAUGUUUAGAUUUAUUAAAUUAAAAAAGUCACAGCUUGUCUGGGUUGUUCUGCAA